AUGGGUAAUUGGCAGUUGGAGGUGGGCAAGAUGGUGUUGUACAUGGCGUUCCCGGUGUGCCUCUUCCACUACUUCAAUCAGCCUCAAUACUUCGAGAAGUGGGUAGUGCAGAAGAAGCGGGAACUUUAUCCUCCGGAUAGCAAAACCGAGCAAUACCGGGCCGCCCUUAAGGAACUCUCAGAUAGGCAACGUAUGAAGCAGUUCGACACUUAG
Molecule: messenger RNA, 213 nt
Organism: Nicrophorus vespilloides
Lineage: Eukaryota; Metazoa; Arthropoda; Insecta; Coleoptera; Silphidae
Product: protein PET100 homolog, mitochondrial-like
Exons: 1
Coding region: 1-213 (70 amino acids)
Biological process (GO): mitochondrial respiratory chain complex IV assembly
Cellular component (GO): mitochondrial inner membrane; mitochondrion
Source: RefSeq, a predicted model, not a curated record